Messenger RNA from Scutellospora calospora, 433 nucleotides. The record is from the annotation of a GenBank genome assembly. NCBI's taxonomy places the organism in Eukaryota, Fungi, Glomeromycota, Glomeromycetes, Diversisporales, Gigasporaceae.
AUGCAAUCAAAUAAAAUAAAUCCUACUGAACUUUCCAAAUUAAUACAUAUCUCAAGGCAAAAAGGUUGCGUUGAUACUCUCGUACACUUGGAAACAAAAACAAACCUAAUAAAUCUGAUUAACGAUUUUAACGAUGACGGAAUUACUCUGGAUUCCAUACAAUUUGAAUAUUUCAAACGAUAUAAUAGAGUCCUGACUUAUUCCGAAGAAUUGCGUAUAGAAGAUUUAAUGAAACACAUGACAGGUAUAUUCCAUGUAACAAAAAUUGGAUCAGAACUAAUAGUUCUCAAGAUUAAACCCGAAGUGCGAUGCAUGUUGGGAAUAGAGAUGCAUAAUAAUCAAGAACCCAAGGAACGAUAUUCCCAUUUUUCUCACCUUCCUUUAUUAUAUGAACAAAAAAAAGAUUACCAAUAUUAUCAGAAAUCCCAUGAAA